Molecule: messenger RNA, 702 nt
Organism: Acanthisitta chloris (rifleman)
Lineage: Eukaryota; Metazoa; Chordata; Aves; Passeriformes; Acanthisittidae
Gene: RERG
Product: RAS-like, estrogen-regulated, growth inhibitor
Exons: 5
Coding region: 1-543 (180 amino acids)
Molecular function (GO): GTPase activity; GTP binding
Source: RefSeq, a predicted model, not a curated record
AUGGCUCUCGUCGUUCGCUUCCUGACCAAACGGUUCAUCUGGGAGUACGACCCGACACUAGAGUCUACGUAUCGUCACCAAGCUACCAUUGAUGAUGAAGUGGUUUCCAUGGAGAUACUAGACACAGCUGGCCAGGAGGAUGCUAUUCAGAAAGAAGGACACGUGCGAUGGGGCGAAGGCUUCGUGCUGGUUUACGACAUCACGGACAGAGGCAGCUUUGAGGAAAUGCUGCCGCUUAAGAACUUGUUGGAUGAAGUUAAAAAGCCAAAAAACGUCACCCUGAUCCUGGUGGGGAACAAAGCAGACUUGGAUCACUCCAGGCAAGUGAGCACAGAGGAAGGUGAAAAGCUGGCCACAGAACUAGCAUGUGCUUUUUACGAGUGCUCCGCUUGCACGGGAGAGGGCAACAUCAUGGAGGCCUUCUACGAGCUGUGCCGGGAGGUGCGGCGGCGAAAGAUGGUGCAGGGCAAGACUCGGAGACGAAGCUCCACCACCCACGUCAAGCAGGCAAUUAAUAAGAUGCUUACCAAAAUCAGCAGCUAAAAAGAGCUGUACUAAGCCAGAGAAGCAGAGCACAUUUCAUUAAGAAUGGUCAAAGCUUUGCAAUUUACAAAAGACAGACACCACCACUUUUUUUAAAUAACAUGGAGUCAUACAAUGUUCCUGUUUUGAAAUGUAUUUAGCCACACUGCUUCUGGCUAA